AUGGGGAAAAAGCCUCGGGAUACGAAUGCCGGAUCCGUACAAUGGCAUUUGGCGCAUUCGAAACCUGUACCUCCGACCCUUCGCGAUUGGCCAAAUGGAAUAAUCACGGAUUGCAAAAGAUUUGAGCGUUUCGAGGCAUUUAUUCGACGUUUGAAUAAGGCAGCGAACGGUCAUCAACAUGAGCCACUUCGACUUCUCCUCGGCAAUCCUGAUUAUAUUUCAGCGGUGCUCAUCGUCCUUUGUUGUUGCUAUGGCUGCUUCCGCUGUUGCUGCCUUCGUAGAAUAGUCCUUGUGGGUGGAGGAGGCAAUGCGCAGACCCACACCGAGGUCCACUUCAGCGGCCCGGCCAUGCCAAUGCCGAUGCCGCAGGUCUCAUCAGGCCCAUCGCCCUACAUGGGAUCCGCGCCUGCCUACUCCCCAGUGUAAUGAUUGUGGUGGAAAAGCCCGAUGGCUGCGAAAUACGAGUGAAUAUACAUAGAGU
This is a messenger RNA of Galendromus occidentalis (western predatory mite), 481 nucleotides long. RefSeq lists its product as uncharacterized. Bases 1 to 426 code for a protein of 141 amino acids. The transcript has 5 exons. The record is from RefSeq and is a predicted model, not a curated record. Lineage: Eukaryota; Metazoa; Arthropoda; Arachnida; Mesostigmata; Phytoseiidae.